AUUUUUGUUAUUGUGGUAUAUUGUUUUGUACUAAUAAAGACGAACAAACUCCAAAACUAUACACAAAGAGAAGAGAGGAAAAAAUUCAUCACAUCAAGAACUUGGCGGUGCCUUCAAGUGUCGUGCAUGCAAUUUGUGCCAUCUCUCCAUCAUCAUCAUCAUCAUCUCUUCCUCUUUGUAUUACUUUGCAUGCAUACACGCUUUCUCUCUCUAAACCCCCUUCCCCCAAAUCUCCUCUGUUUUUUUCCUCCCUCUUUCUCUCUCUGUAAAAUCUGAUUCUGCUUCUAUCUUUCUUCUUCUCUCUACUAUUAGUAUUUUGUUGUUGUUGUGUUUUUUUUGGGUCUUUUUAAUCUUCUCUCUACCUAAACAAACCCACCGGCCGUUACAAUUUCAAUCCCAUUGCCACCGUCCGCCGCUCCUCCGCCGCUCCUCUGCCCCCCCUUUUGACUUGACCCAGUUUCAGAUUCGGGUUCUGAUUUAUCUCCGGCGGUGUUUUUGAGUGUUGCCAGCUGCUUAAUUGAAGUCUCGCUUACAUGUGGACGUCCAAAUUUUUUUUUUCAAUAAAGGAUUGAUUGAUGAUUCAUAAUUAAAUCUUUUGGGGAGGAGAUUAAUAAGCCAUGAUGUCCAAGAUUUGCAUGAACGAGUCGUGCCGUUUGACGACGUCGUCCGAAUGGAAGAAUGGUUGGGUACUCAAAUCCGGUGGAUUCGCCACACUUUGUUACAGCUGCGGAGCUGCAUAUGAGAAAUUUGCUUUCUGCGAUACAUUUCAUAGGAAGGAGGAUGGUUGGAGGGAUUGCAGGAUAUGUGGGAAGCCUAUGCAUUGUGGAUGUGUGGCAUCAAAACUGCUGAUUGACUGCCUGGAUACCGGAGGCGUGGCGUGUGCAAGCUGUGUUAAGAGUAGGGAUGCUACUCCUUUACAACCAGUGCAGAUAUUAGGAGAUGAUAUUAUUGCCAAUGGAACAGUGAAUAUAGAUGUGGUACCCACUGUUGGAAAGCGCAGGAAUUUCGGUGACCUGUUGCAAAUUGGCAGUAGUUUUGAUAUAAGUGGUUCCAGAAAGGUGCUGAAAACUCAGAUUUAUGGCAAUGCAUCAUCAUAUCUAGGGCAGAGUAGAAGUGAAGGAACUAUGCUUCCUUUUGGGGAAGUCAACAUAGGCUCUCCACAUUUUGCCCAGCAGCCACUUGGAUCAUCCAUAUAUCUUACACCUGAGAGUCAUAGAGCAGAACCAGGAGUUAAAGACAUGCAUGAGUCUCUUGUUCAGUCACCUCUAAAUAUGUCGUUGAGCAAUACUUUGAGUGCUUCAAGCUCAGGGAUUCCAUUUUCUGAUGCGCAUGUUGAAGGAAGUGACCAGAACAAAGGUUCUCCAUCACAAAGGAGCCGCAAUGUUCUUCCAAAACCUCCUAAGCCUGUCUCUAGUGCAGGCUCUGAUGCUACAAGAUCCCCUUCACAACCACGCAUUGCAAGGCCUCCUGCUGAAGGACGAGGCCGUAGUCAGUUGCUUCCUCGCUACUGGCCCAGAAUUACAGAACAAGAACUGCAGCAGAUCUCUGGAGACUUAAAAUCUACAAUUGUACCGUUGUUUGAGAAGGUUCUUAGUGCCAGUGAUGCUGGUCGGAUAGGUCGUCUUGUCCUGCCAAAAGCAUGCGCUGAGGCAUACUUCCCUCCUAUCAACCAAUCAGAAGGUCUUCCAAUUAGAAUACAGGAUGUGAAGGGGAAAGAAUGGACAUUCCAGUUCAGGUUUUGGCCCAAUAAUAACAGCAGGAUGUAUGUCUUGGAAGGGGUUACUCCUUGCAUACAGAACAUGCAAUUACAAGCGGGUGAUACUGUCACAUUUAGCCGAAUAGAUCCUGGUGGACAGCUUGUCAUGGGCUUCCGAAAGUCAACCAGUAAUGUUGAUAAUCAGGAUCAACCAUCUUCUGGCCUUCCUAAUGGUGGUUCUUCUGGGGAAAAUUCACAUUCUGGUGCAAGUGACAACAUGCUCAAUGGAAGUCACACUGGAGAAGAUUCCUUGCAACAGCAAACAUUAAUAUCAGAGAAAAAGAAGGCACGUAAUAUUGGGAAAAACAAGAGGCUCCUCAUGCAUAGUGAUGAUGCCCUUGAACUUAGAGUGACAUGGGAGGAAGCGCAAGAGCUGCUGCGUCCACCUCCCACCAAUAACCCUACUAUUAUCAAAAUUGAUGACUAUGAGUUCGAGGAAUAUGAUGAACCACCUAUAUUUGGGAAAAAGACCACAUUUACGGUUGGACCAUCCGGGAAGCAGGAACAGUGGGUUCAGUGCGACAAUUGCAGUAAAUGGCGGAAAUUGCCGGUGGAUUAUCUUGUUCCUGCAAGUUGGACAUGUUCAGACAAUAUUUAUGACCCAAACAGUUCAUGUUCUGCUCCUGAUGAGAUAAAUCCGAGGGAAGAGGAUGCUCUCAAUAAAUCCAGAAAGGGUAUGAGCCGAUUUCUUAUUUGAAUUCCCCAAAGAUUUUCCUAUUUUUGUUCUCUGUGUUACAGAUCUGGAUUUGUCUGGUUUAUGUGUAAUUUUACCAUGGCUUCUUCUCCAGCAACAUGCCUUAAGAUGGUUCUUGCAUGUGAAUCCAAAGUCACAAUACAUUUUGGAAGAAGGAAAAGAAAAGUCAUUUGAAGUUGUUUGCCAAUGUUUUUUAUCUUGUUAUUUUCGACAAAAAUGGGUCAUGGAUCCCUUACAUUUCACUGGAACUGAUAAAUUUGCCACAUCUGUUCACUUUUGGAAGAAAAGCAUAAAUUUUGAAUGUGCGCAAGCCAUCUUCAUCUGGUUAUACAGCCAUUAUGUUGCUAGGGGUUCUUGAGUUAUGCUUUUCUUUGUCGUUGGAUUUAUUCCAGCCAGAUUGUUUUUAAAUUGUUCGGAUGCAUUCCUAACUCGUUACCUUUUACCAGAUUAUAAGAGGAAAAUGAUUGGAAGUAGCGUGGAAAGUGAGCCCUCUGGCUUAGAUGCAUUAGCUAAUGCAGCGGUUUUAGGGGACAACACAGCAGACUUGGCCGAGAGCUCAGUUGAAGCAACAACGACGAGACAUCCUCGGCAUCGUCCGGGAUGCAGUUGUAUCGUAUGUAUUCAGCCUCCAAGUGGAAAGGGGAAGCACCCACAACAGUGUAAGUGCACUGUCUGCGCUACUGUGAAACGCCGCUUUAAAACACUAAUGCAACGUAAGAAGAAGCGCCAAUCGGAAAGAGAAGCUGAACUUGCCCAGGGUCUUACCCAAGAUAAUUCCAAAGAGGCGUCUGCAAUGGAGGGUGCAACUGAGGUUGCAGUAGUGGAGGUGAAUCAGCUGGAUGCUGACAUAAGCCAGGCUGGGAACCAAGUGGAUGUGGAAGAGAGUGGCAAGGGACAUUUGGACCUCAACAGCCAUCCCGGGAGGGAGGAGGACAUGUUGGCUGAGGCGGCCGCAGGAAUAAACAUGGAUUCACUCAUUGAUGCCGCCAGCAUUCCGCUGGACAUUUACUUGAGGCAGAAUGGGAUCUCAAGCUUGAGCCAAGCAUCGACGUCCCAUCUUACCAGUGGAAUUGAAGUUGUUGCUGAUGAAGGAUGCAGCAGUUCAGCCAAUGGUGAACCGGACAAGAAGGUUGAUGAUGAAUAGUUAUUAUACACAGAUAAAGAAGUAGGUAGUUUGCAAGAAAACUCUGAUGAGGUGGUUUUUUUGGAGAAAGUUACAGGUCUCCUGUCUUGUGAGUUAUUACUUUUAAUACAUCUUUUGGUGAGAAAAAAUACUGAGCAUAGCCACAAUUAGAAAUUCCCAAUUUGUUGGGGGUAUUUUCAUCCAUCAUUUUUUUUUUCCGUGCCGUAAUUACUGCAUCAGUUGAAUUUUUGUGUGCUUUGUAGUAUUAGCCUAUUAGGCUGUAAAAUUUGCCUACUAGCUCUGUGAAUCAAAAGUAUUGUAGUCUGUAGUUAGGGUUUUGUAGAAAGAAAGUUGUCAUUUCUGGAUUUGUAACAGAAUCAGCCCACGCACUUGAAACAACCGUUAGCCCGCCUUCACUUUUCUUGAAAUCAUGCCCAAAGCAAGACUUCUUUCAGAAGUAUGACAUUGGUCAUGUACGCCGGCAUCGAAACAAGGUAGCCGACGCCUUGGCCAAGUUUGGAUUCCUCUGCCCAGUACGGAGACAUAUCCUUUCCACAUCCCCAACUAGUGUUGCAGAUCUCCUUAUCUCAGACAAACUAGCGAG
Oldenlandia corymbosa var. corymbosa is the source of this 4177-nucleotide messenger RNA. The record is from the annotation of a GenBank genome assembly. NCBI's taxonomy places the organism in Eukaryota, Viridiplantae, Streptophyta, Magnoliopsida, Gentianales, Rubiaceae.